GGCAUGUACCAACAAAACAGAAAAAGAAAAACAUUGAAAAAUUAAAAUGGUGGCUGAGUAAACUAUGACAAUUUUCACGAAUUUUCCAUUUUCAUUACAUUCCAACAAUCACUUUAUAAGAAAUAUUGUAGACUGAAUGAGAAAUAAAACAUGGUAAAUGAUUUUUGUCAUUUGUGAUUUUUUUUGAAAAAUAGUUUACGCAGAAUUUAUCCACAAGUGUUCGUGCGAAUUUUAUAAAUUAAACUUGGAGAUUUAUAUUGUGAAAUACCAUGGCAAAGGUAGAACAGCCCAUGUUUAUUCUACCCAAAAAGCGAAAUGGCAAAAAAUCGAUCACUAUUGCUGGUCAUGUCGAUCACAUUAUAACUGUGCAGGGAGUUGGUGACAAUGAAUUGCCAUCGAAAUACAAAAAUGGACUGUCUCCCGUUUCUGAACAUGUAGUGAAUGGCAUCAUACACUCUACCAUGGAUGGCCUAAAAUCCAACAUGAAGAUAAACCUUCCAAUCAUCAAUGAUGUCAACGACGAGGAAACCAAUGACACAAAUUCAGAUCAGAAGUUACAGAAAAAUGGCUACCAGAGUCUUUCCACUAUCCACAGCAGCCGUGAAAUCAUAGAUUUAUCACCAAUAUACGAAAACUCUUCAGACGCAUGCUCCAGUCAUGGAGAUUUAAGGGAAUUCAUCGACAAUGACAUGCAAAGAAGCUUCAGAGUUUUGAACUCUGACAACAAUGAAAGUUCUUGCCCUACACCAAACAGUCUGUCGCAAACACAGUCUGAAAACAGUUUUGAAAUGGGGCCCUUAACCGAUAGCCUCAAAAAUAGUGCAAAAAGGCGAAAGCGAGUCAACAUCAUUCCUGGAAUUGUUGAAACUGACAAUACUGAUUCAGAAAUCACUGCUCUAAGAGUUGAGUCAGAAGGAUCAAUUUCCCCUGAAUGCUCAUUAUCUGAGAAUAAAGAUGGAUACUUGACUAUGACUGGAACCAUAAAACGAGGUAAGAAAAAAGGUCAAAAUGUUGAUGUAAAAUUGAAUAUUUCUCGGGAGGAACUUGAAAUUAUUGAAGCAGCAAUCGUAGCUGAUGAAUACAAUAAGAUGGAUGUAUCUAAGUGCUCACUAUACAAUGGACCGCAUAUAUUUCUGUUUAGCCUACUCUGCAUCCCGUUUGUGGCAUGCAUAUCUGCCAUGUAUUCCUUCUACAUGGGGACAAUGGCUUGGUAUAAUAUAUUUACACAUGUUACAGAAGAUUUUAGCUGUAUCAAGAAGGUGUUUUUAGCACCUAUAGUCAUUCUGUCGUACCCGUUUAUGAUAGUCAUUUUUACUAUUGGGCUGGGAUUAUAUGCUGGUAUAGCACAGCUAACAUUCAGUGGAGCAAAUUGGUGGAAGGAUGUAUGUGAUUUUGAGAAAGGAUUCUAUGGUUGGCUCUGCAAUACUCUUGGUAUGUCUGAAUGCAGUCCUUAUGAGGUAGUUGUCUUAAUGGAUGUUAAACAAUAAGUGAAUGUAAGCCAUCAAUAUGCUAUUAAAAAGUGGAUGCACAAUCAGCAACCAAAAAACGUCCCCACUCAAUGAGUGCCAAACAACAACUUCUUGGCACUCACAUUUAAGUAGUUACAUUUGCAAAUUCAACCUUAAACUCAAUCCUUAAGGUUGAAUUUGCUCUGAUUGUGGGAUUUUAUUUGUCCUUUUAUUAGAAGAGGUCAAUGAUGUAAGCACAAAUAUUUGUCAAAUGUGAAGAAAGUAUGAGUGUCAUGUGAUUGUAAUUUUUCAUGCAUAUCUUUAUGUAAUCAUAAAUUUAUAUACUAUGAGCUAUGUUAGGAACUAUGUACUGCCAUAUCUAUAUCAUUGUAAGUGUAAUGGAGAGUAUUAUAAAAAAAAGUUGAAUGAAAAUGAUGAAUUGGUAAUCAGAUAAAUGGAUAACCAAAAUUCUGGAUAAUUGAAUGUAUGAACAAAUACUGCAUGUAUGGUUGUUUUAGUUUUAUAUUAAUUAAUAUAAAAGUUUGCACUUUUAGAUGUAUUUGCCUGAUACAAAUAGCUAGUGACAUAGCUGUGUUCAAAGAUUUAUACAAUGACUAGACAAGCAAUAUACACAGUUAUUGUGUUGUAGGAUUUUAAACAGAUUUCUCCAAUAUAGGAUAGCACAGUCUAUAUAAUAUCUAUUAUAGAUUUAUUAAAUAUGUUUUUUACAAUGAUUUUAUACUAUUAGGUAAUUAUGUUAGGUGAAUACAAAAUCACCCCAAAAAGGGUACCAAAUUUAGCUACUCCAAUAUUUAGGUAUUAUUUGCUUAUAUAAUUUUCAUUGUUUACAAUGUGACUAAAUAAAAUUAAGACCUCUUUUGUUCGGCUCAGUUUUGAGGUGUUACUGACAUGUCUAAUAGUAUGAAAUCUUUGGUUUUUUACUAUUUUAUUCUCCAGUAGAAUGUGUCAAUGACAUAUCUCAUGAAAUAUUGAUCCUGCUGUUAUUGGUUGACAAUGUGUAUCUCUUAUCUUGAGAUAUUUUGUUGACGCUCGGCCUACAGUAAAAUAUUCAGUAGCAAUAAAAAAGGUUAUACUUAAGUGUUUUUUAUCAAAUCUAGUCAAAUUAAAAUUAUCUUGCUGAUGAAGUUUUAAUUAGAAAUUAAUUAUUUUAAGUUUUCAAUGUAAGGUGUGUAUGAGAUUCUAAUAGGAAAAAAAUAAAGGUUUUAAAAAUGUAUUGGGAUCAAAAAGAGAUUUAGCAGGUUUUUACAACAUUUGGACUAUGUAUUUUACAAUUUUUUUAAUAUAGGAUAUAUGUAUUGUAUAUCUAGUCACUUUUGUAUGUGAAAUAAGGUUAUGUGGAUUAUAAGAAUUAUGUAAUAGUUCAAAGAGAUCAUUUACAAAGUCUUCUUUUAUGUGAAUACCUCCAAUUUUAUAAAGACUUAUAUUUUAUAGUUUAUUUUUAUAUACUUUAUUGUUUUUUUGUUGUUUUAUAAUAG
Bicyclus anynana (squinting bush brown) is the source of this 2944-nucleotide messenger RNA. RefSeq names its product transmembrane protein 169. The record is from RefSeq and is a predicted model, not a curated record. Lineage: Eukaryota; Metazoa; Arthropoda; Insecta; Lepidoptera; Nymphalidae. The transcript is spliced from 2 exons. Bases 270 to 1487 code for a protein of 405 amino acids.